Lathyrus sativus (Indian pea) is the source of this 642-nucleotide messenger RNA. The record is from the annotation of a GenBank genome assembly. NCBI's taxonomy places the organism in Eukaryota, Viridiplantae, Streptophyta, Magnoliopsida, Fabales, Fabaceae.
AUGAAGAACAUUGAGCAAGAAAACCAUGAAGUUCGUAAGAAAGUGACUGCUUUGAGGGCUGGUAUGGAAAAGCUCCCUGCUUUGGUUGAAACCCUGGUUGCUACUCAAAAUCAACCUUCUCAUCAUAUUUCUCAGACUCCGCUUCAAAGAACCGCGAUUUUUGAAAUCAUGUCAAUGCCCAUUCCUGUGAAUCCCAUUAGUGCUUCUAAGAACUCUAACAAGCUUGAGGAAGGUUUACCUAAGGAGAAGGAACAAGCUGCUAAUGCUAUUUCGCGAGAGAAACAUGGAGGACCUCGUAAAAAAAUUAGACAACACAUGGAGAAGUUUGACACGAUCCCAAUGGCCUAUUCUGAAUUAUAUCCUACUUUAAUACAGAAGAAUCUGGUGCAAACUAGGACUCCACCAACCAUCUCAAAGAAUCUCCCAUGGUGGUUUAGGUAUGAUCGUUUUUGUCCAUUUCAUCAAGGGGCACCUGGUCAUGAUAUUGAACAUUGUUUUGCUUUGAAAGCUGAAGUACAAAAGUUAGUGCAAAGCAGUAUUUUAUCUUUUGAAGAUUCUGGACCCAAUGUCUCAAUAAGUUUGUUACCCAAGUAUGGAAAUGCUGAAGAAGGAUGUCUCGGAGAAUACUAUAUCUCUACGUGA